CGAAUGGUCACACGUGACACAGCCACUCUGGCUUGCCCUAGUACCGUAGUACGAUGUCGACGUCGUACAUCGCCAUCGAUGUUCCGUUUAAAGCAGAUAUCUGCGUGAUGGAGGGUUGAUCGCGAGUAGGUGAUCCAUAUGAAUGAGCAGAGCCACCAUAAAUACUGGUCCGUGCUCUUCAGAAAGGGAUGGACGUCUCUAGAAGUACGUCCAAUGACAAUGGCACCAGCUUCAUUCUCCAUUCACAAGCAGUAGUUAUACCGAUGAGAUUCCAUUAACCAUUCACUUUUUGGCCGCGGUAUCUCCUCAACCAGCGCCGAGCGACGAACACCACCCAAUAUGUUGGAGGUCAUUCCAUCAUUUGGCCAUGGGAGACAUGCUGUGCUCGACAGAUGCCAUGGGCAUACCUCAGUUAUUAUGUUAUUCGACUACCACCAUCAUCCUAUCCAUUCUUGACCUCCAUACCACUCUACGUUCGUUCUCCGGUUCCAUACCUCAAUGACAGACCAUAGUCGUCCUACAAUGGAGAUUUUCACUGGAGCUUCCGGGACCACCAUCGACAGAAGUCAUUUAUCAAACGUCGGAAGGGAUCAGAACAUUUACACUACGAUCCAUCACAAUAUCGUCCAGAACCGAGGGGAGAGAAAGUUGAAUAAGGACAUACCAGAUCUUUCCGAGUUCACCGAAAUCAAGCGAGGCGAUAUAUUUAAAGAUGACCACGUUUGCUAUAGUUGGCGGUUGUGUUCGAAUGGGCAGGACGGAACUGAGGCAGCUGUCUUUCUUGCACAAAUCAUGAUAGGUGGCCGCUGUGAGAACAGCAGAUUCACUGUGAAGACAUACCGCGGGCGAAAUGCGAUGAAGGAAUGGAGGCGAGAUUUUCUACAAUGUUCCAAGGACUUGUGUGGGAAUGUUCCACUUUUCGGGUAUAACAAGUCUUCGCUUCCUUCGUUGAUUUUCCAUGGAGAACUCGUACCUCUUGCACAUAUUGAGCCUCGAUUAGGGAGAAUGGGGGCGCACUACAUCGACUUACUGAUAAGCAAUUUAGGUUGUUUAGCAGACGAGUUGUGGAUGAACCCCAUCAAGGGAAACUUUUGUCGUGGUCCGACUGGGCCUGAAUGUCGUGGAACUUAUUAUGAUCGCGGGGUUAUCACAAUUCCAUCGGACGUCGAAUUUCUCAAAGAAGACACAGUAGUCCGAUAUCUCUCUAGCACAACAUAUUAUCUCUGGUUUCUUAAUGCACUCAGCUUUAGGAGGUCCAUAGAAGAUCCCGACAUUCCCUUUACAACUAGUUACCCAGGGGUCAUUUCAGGUCGGACAAAGUCGAUAAUUGCUUUCGCGCCAACCGUAUGCUGGUGGAGGACUCCGUUUUCUGGUUGUCUUGAUAAAUUCCCGCUCGAACUGGCUGGGGCGUCAAGGUUCUACCUGACAGACACGAGGCGUCGCGUGGGAGUAUUCUCUGAUUCCGGAGCGGCUUCGUGGCUGUCGCAAGCCUUGAGCAUUUUUCAUGCUCAUAAUAUUUCAUUGAACGAGGAUCUUUCCACCUACAAACUCAUCUUCCCUAACUUCGUGCUCGGAGGAGCACUCAAGAAAUCCAAACAAAAACGACAAAGACGCCAGCUAUGUGGACCCAUUUACCUCUUUCUCCGACUUCCCUCUGCCCCCGAAGAUUUGUGUUCUUGGUCCCUCGAUCCAACUGGUGAAACUGCACUGUCGGCAGACAUGUGCAAGUACCUUGGCCUUCCCUUUCAUCUUUCCCUCACCGUGAGCCACCACCAGAAUUCCUGGUCCACCCAGAUGUACAAAGCUCUACAUAAUUACCAAGUUGCGAGGGGAUUUGAUCCUACGACUACGGAUUUUGCACGAGCUUGUGGACAUCAUAUGUAUGAAAUGUUCGUAGAGGACCUGGACCGUUUUGAAGAGAGUUCAGAGUCCACAACCGAAACAGCACCCACCAAGCGUUCGCGAUUGGGUAAACUAUUUGCGCCCUUCAUUCGAGGGUUUAGAUAUCUCACCUGCAGAAAUCCGGAUGCUGCCUAGUUGGUCUAGCGGUAAAAUGCGACAAUCCGGCUGUCUAUGUAGUUUAUGGACACAUCUUGUAAAUACGUACAUGACGGGGGACCUAUUUAUCAAUACGACAACUUGUAAU
This is a messenger RNA of Marasmius oreades (fairy-ring Marasmius), 2146 nucleotides long. RefSeq lists its product as uncharacterized. The transcript is spliced from 10 exons. The record is from RefSeq and is a predicted model, not a curated record. Lineage: Eukaryota; Fungi; Basidiomycota; Agaricomycetes; Agaricales; Marasmiaceae. Bases 499 to 2037 code for a protein of 512 amino acids.